This is a messenger RNA of Chenopodium quinoa (quinoa), 2915 nucleotides long. Its product is annotated as probable aspartyl aminopeptidase. The transcript has 11 exons. The record is from RefSeq and is a predicted model, not a curated record. Gene Ontology annotation, molecular function: aminopeptidase activity; zinc ion binding. Lineage: Eukaryota; Viridiplantae; Streptophyta; Magnoliopsida; Caryophyllales; Amaranthaceae. Bases 824 to 2431 code for a protein of 535 amino acids. Gene Ontology annotation, biological process: proteolysis.
AAAAAUAAUAAUAAAUAAAUAAACUUUCUUUGACUAAAAAUAAAAUUGGAAACUUAGUUCCAAACAAGCUAUAAAAAAAUAGAAUUUAGGCACACAUAAUUAGAGAGAUAAAAAAAUACGGAGACAUGUGUUCAUUACAAAUAGUUUAAUAACACAUUAGUAAUCACUAUCAACAAGGCGAUACUUGAUUAAACAGUUAAAUGAGAGUAAUUAGAGGUUUGAAGACUUAUAAUACUUUGUAUAUAUAAAUUACAUACUAUAUAAUGAAAUUUAAAAACCAGUAAAAAAAAAAAUGGCAAAAUCCAAAAACAAGAAAAAGAAGUUAAAUAGGAGCACUUUGUAUAAACUAUAAAAUGAAAUAAAAAUAAAGUCCAAAAAUAGCAAAAAGAAACAAAAAAAAUGAUCGGGUAAAGAAUCGAACCUAGGAUCAAAGAGAAAUACAAGCUUUACUCAAGCCCAUCAACCACCAGACCAAAUGUUGUCUUUGUUAUAUAAGGUAUACAUGUAAGGUAUUUAUUCUUAUUUACAGCAUUUAUUUAAGCUAACAUAAAUUAAAUUUUUUUUUGGAAAAAUGGGGGGACAACCGUCCCCCCUUGUUCCUACAUGGCUCCGCCCCUGGGCUUGUCUGGCCAAAUCGGCUUUUCGGGUCAGAUUCGGACUUUUUAAUAAGAAAUGUGUUUUUAAGUUUGCCCAAAUCCGUCCUAUGUUUGGCUGAAUCGGGUCAGGUGAAUGUUGCUGGUCUCUCUUCCCUCUUUGUUCCAUCAUCUAUUUUCUGUCUAUUAAUUCAUUCAAUCAGUUGUGUAAAAGCUUAAAGAACGCAAAAAUGGCGACUGUUGCUAGACUGCAACUUCUCCAACUACAUCCACACCCUAAACUCCUCAAACCCUGUUUUCUCUCUCCUCGCAUCAAAUUCAAACUCCCCAAUUUCUGUUUCUCCUCUUCUUCGCGAAGCUUCUCUGCCUUUCGUUGCCUUUCCUCCAAUACCGAUCAAAUUCGUCAGAAUUCUUCCCAUAAUGAAAAAGAUGGGUCAAUUGUUGGGGAUUUGCUAAAUUAUCUCAAUGAAUCAUGGACCCAAUUUCAUGCCACUGCUGAAGCUAAAAGGCAACUACUUGCUGCUGGCUUCCACCUACUGAAUGAGAAUGAAGAAUGGGAACUCAAGCCUGGUGGUCGAUACUUUUUCACAAGAAAUAUGUCUUCUUUGGUUGCUUUUUCCAUUGGUGAAAAUUACAAUACUGGCAAUGGAUUUCACAUUAUUGCAGCCCACACCGACAGUCCAUGUUUAAAACUAAAACCAAUAUCAGCAUCGUCAAAACCUGGAUAUCUAAUGCUGAAUGUUCAAACAUAUGGUGGUGGCUUGUGGCACACUUGGUUUGACCGAGACUUAAGUGUUGCUGGAAGAGUUAUAGUUAGGAGUGAUGAUGGUUCCUUCAUUCAGAGACUUGUGAAAAUAAAUAGACCACUAUUGCGAAUACCUACUCUAGCCAUUCAUCUCAACCGAACAGUUAAUCAGGAUGGUUUCAAACCUAAUUUAGAAACACAGCUUGUCCCAUUGCUGUCAACAAGAUGUGAAGAAGAGCUUCCAGAGUCUAAAGAACAGGGACCAACAAAAUCUUCUAAGGCUUGGCAUCAUCCACAGCUUCUGGAGGUUCUGUCUGAAGAGUUGGAUUGUUGUGUUGAUGACAUAGUGAGUCUCGAGCUUAAUGUUUGUGAUACUCAAGCCAGCUGUCUGGGGGGCAUGAACAAUGAGUUUAUAUUUUCUGGAAGAUUAGAUAAUCUUGCCUCUAGUUUUUGUGCACUUAGAGCUCUUCUUGAUUCUUGUUCAUCUCCUGGAGAUUUAUCUAAUGAAGAUGCUGUACGAAUGAUUGCUUUAUUUGAUAAUGAAGAGGUGGGUUCUGACUCAAUCCAGGGUGCUGGUGCACCCACAAUGUUUCAAGCUAUGAGACGCAUAGUUAGCUGCUUGGCUGGUGAAAAUGUUGGUGAAGGGACUGUAGAAAGAGCGAUUCGGCAAUCAUUUUUAGUCUCAGCUGACAUGGCUCAUGGAGUUCACCCAAAUUUUAUGGACAAACAUGAAGAAAACCAUCGGCCACAAAUGCAAAAGGGGCUUGUUAUAAAACAUAAUGCUAACCAGCGCUAUGCUACUAGUGGAGUUACUGCUUUUCUUUUCAAAGAAGUUGCAAAAAUUCAUAACUUACCAACUCAGGAAUUUGUGGUCAGAAAUGACAUGGGGUGUGGAUCCACUAUUGGUCCCAUACUUGCUGCAGGUGUUGGGAUACGAACUGUUGAUUGUGGCAUCCCUCAGCUUUCCAUGCACAGUGUGAGGGAAAUAUGUGGAAAGGAAGAUGUAGACACUGCUUAUAAGCUUUUCAAAGCAUUUUACAAGACAUUUUCCAGUGUUGACAGAAAAUUAUCUGUUGAUGAGUUUUUCCAUUGAGGCAGCGGUAGCCCUGAGGGAGACAGUAUUGAGAAUCAUCCUAUUAGUUCCUCUAUCACAUGUUAUCCAUAAACGACUAAUUUAUAAUUUCAAAUGAAUUAGUUGCUGAUUGGCCAGAUUCUGAACAUUUCAAUGAGCCGGGUGGGAGACUGCUUAUGCAGCCAAAAAUUCAAGUGCAUAUUGACCUUGUGAAGGGGUGUAACAAACUUCUGGAAUCAAAUAAUCUGUCACUUUCCGAGGAUUGUAUCGAACCUUGAAGGUCACUCAAAGUAGUUAGGUUGCAGUCAUAGAUUAUCCUUGAAAAGCUUUUGCUGGAGUGCAGGAUUGACGGCACAACUCUUGAUCUCAUAUCUUUUCAAUCACAUUCUAAAAAGGCAGUAUUGGAUUUGGAACUUAAACAGUCAUUUUUUGUUCAAUAAUUUCUGUUGUUUUACUAACUUUAUGAACCAUUUUGCAAAAUUUACAAUCACUGUACUACAUUUCA